AUGGCGCCAUUGCAGAGAUCGGCAUCGGCACUGGCAUCUCAACCUCAACCUCAACAGGAUCAACUUCAGAUCCACCACUUUACCCAUCAACACCCUGUUCAAAAACUGUUCAUGGCGUUUGAAUUCAACUGCGACGGCUGCAAGACGCGUGGAUACGGCGUAAGAUACCAAUGCUCCGCCUGCAAUUUUGACCUCCAUGAACAUUGCGCCACCGCCCCCCACCGUCUCCAAUCCCACGUCCACCCUCACCACCAGAUCGUCCUCGUAAACCGCCCAGGAACCUCACACUUCUGCGACGUUUGCAAAGGCUUCACCGACGGGCUUAGCUACACCUGUCAGACGUGUGAGUUUGACGUUCACACGCUCUGUACCCAGAUCCCGGUAGCCACCGGAGUCCCGAAGUUGAAGGUGAAUCCGUGUCAGCAGCAGCAAGGAGUCGUGCAAUGGGCCCAACCUACGACGGCGUUUGGUGGUCAUCAUCAAAGUCAACCGGUGGUGAUAAUGAACCAGCAUCAACAAGGAGUACCUGCGUCGACGACGGCGUUUGUUGAUUUUUAUGGAACGAAUAAUGGUAAGCCUGUGCAGAUGAUGAACCACCAACAGUAUCACCACCAGCAGCAGCUGCAGCAACAAGGUGUAUCUACGACGGCGUUUGGUGGAUAUCAAGGAGUGAAUAAUAAUAAUAAUCAAGCUGUGAUAAUCAACCAACACCACCACCAGCAACUGCAACAACAGCAGGCGUUUGGUGGUUAUCAGAAUCAACAAUUCGGUGGUUAUAAUAAUCAGCCGGUGAUGAUCAACCGCCAGCAGCAGCAAGGGAAUAAGUCGAGUACUUUUGCGAAUGUGGGGAAAAUUGCUGCUAAUGUUCUUAUGACUUCUCUUAUUGGAGUUCCUAUAAAUUUUAACUCAAGAAAGUGA
Molecule: messenger RNA, 918 nt
Organism: Lactuca saligna
Lineage: Eukaryota; Viridiplantae; Streptophyta; Magnoliopsida; Asterales; Asteraceae
Source: the annotation of a GenBank genome assembly